AUGAAACAUCUCACAAAUCACAACAUUAAAAACAGAAUCUCAUUUCACAACACCAGAUUCCUUUCAUUUCUCAUUCCUUUACAAACCCCACAAAGACAAUCAAAUUUCAACCCAUAUAGUUUUCUCAAUGACUCAACAAAAUCCCACGACCUUACACUUCAAGAAACCAAAAUCAUCCACACCCGUUUCCUCAUAUCCAACCUUUUCAACUCCAAUCCCGAAAUUCCGAAUUUCUUGUUGCGAAACUAUUCUAAAGCUUCGGCUUUUGAUUAUGUACUCAAGGUGUUUGAUGUAAUGCCUCAUCCAAAUAUUACUUCUUGGAAUCUUGUUAUAUCAUGUCAGAAUCAAAACUUUAGGUAUUUAGAUGGGUGGGAUAGUUUUUGUAAAUUGCGUUCGUUGGGGUUUAAUCCGAAUCAGUUUACGUAUGGGAGUGUGAUUUCUGCUUGUAUUGGUUUGGAGUUGGUGAAUGGCGGUAGGUUGGUUUACUCGUUAGCGUUGAAACAUGGGUUUUCGUUGGAUGGUUAUGUACGUAGCAAAAUGAUUGAUUUGUUUUUGAAAUGUGGCGGUUUUGAUGACGCUUUGAGGGUGUUUUAUGAUGAGGAUUGUGGGAAUGUGGUUUGUUGGAAUGCUAUCAUUUCUAGUGCGGUUAAACGUGAUGAAGAUGAUGUCGGAUUAAAUCUUUUUCGACAGAUGUGUAGUGGAUUUCCUUCACCAAAUAAGUUCACAUUUCCUAGUGUUUUUGCUGCUUGUGCAAAAAAACAAGAACUUGGGUUUGGCAGAGGUGUUCAUGGGUUGGUAGUUAAAUAUGGGAAACUGGAAGAUAUAGUGGUAGGCACUGCUAUAGUUGAUUUCUAUGCCAAAUGUGGUCAAAUAGACGAUGCUUUGAAAACGUUUUCACGAAUGGAUGCUCGGAAUGUGGUUUCAUGGACUGCUAUCAUCACUGGUUUUGUUCAAAAAGGCGAGUUUCAAUCAGCACUUGAAUUAUUUAAAGAAAUGAUAAUUUUGAAGGAAGAAAUUAACAACUACACUGUUACUAGUGUGCUUUCAGCUUGUGCUAACCCUAUGCUGUUUAAUGAAUCCUGUCAAAUUCAUUGUUGGAUUUAUAAAAAUGGAUUUUAUUCAGAUUUGACGGUAAAGAGUUCUUUGAUAAACUUAUAUGCAAAAACAGGAAGAAUAGAAUUAUCGGAACAAGUAUUCAGAGACAUGAAAGGAUUGAUGAAUCCAAGUAUAUAUGGAGCAAUGAUAAACGCUUUUUUUCAUAAUGGCACUUUGGAUAAUGGUUUUAGUUUACUACAACUAAUGUUUCGUGAAGGCUUGAAACCAGAUACAACCUGUAUACUGAGUCUCCUGAGUAUUAUUGAUCAUCUAGAAUUAGGUGAACAAGUUCACUCCUAUACGCUUAAAACCGGCAUAAUCUUGAAUCCCUUAGUGAGUUGUUCUCUUUUCACCAUGUAUUCGAAAUGUGGUAGUAUAAAUGAAUCCUAUGAGAUAUUUAAGCAAAUCCAACAUAAAGAUAAUGUCUCCUGGACAUCAAUGAUUGCGGGAUUCACUGAACACGGGUAUGCAUAUCAAGCUAUAGAGUUAUCCAGAGAAAUGCUUCUUACAAACAUCACUUUCGAUGAAACAACACUAACAGCUGUCCUUGCAGCAUGCUCCUUUCUCGGAGUUUUGAAAAUUGGAAAAGAGAUCCAUGGAUUGUGUAUUAGACAACAAGAUAGUGAACUUGUAUAUGGUGGUAGUUCAGUAGCUAAUAUGUAUUCAAGAUGUGGUGAUUUGAAAUCGGCUAGAAGAGUGUUUAGCAUGAUGCCUUUUAAGGAUAAAAUAUCAUGUUCUUCAUUAGUUUCCGGAUAUGCACAAAGUGGAAACACUGAAGAGGCACUUCAUUUGUUUCUUGAUCUAAUAGCAUCUGGUUUAAAGGUUGAUUCCUUCACAAUAUCAUCUGUUGUAGGAUGUGUAGGAAAUCUGGCCCAUUCAGACCUGGGAAUCGGAAUUGGAAUUCAGUUGCAUAGUUAUAUCCUAAAACUUGGAUUUGAAUCAGAACCUUCUGUUGGUAGUUCGUUGGUCAAGAUGUACUCAAAAUGUGGAAAUCUUGAUGAUUCUCAAAAAGGAUUUGACCAGAUCAUUGAACCAGAUUUAAUUAGCUGGACGAUUAUGAUCAACUGCUAUGCACAAUACGGAAAAGGAUUAGACGCUUUAAAAGUCUAUGAACUCAUGACGAAAGCUGGAACCAAACCAGAUUCAGUGACUUUUGUUGAUGUGUUGACUGCGUGUAGCCACGCUGGUUUGGUUGACGAAGGGUAUUCUCACUUGAAGUCAAUGGUCGAAGAACAUGGAAUUCGACCUGGCCAACGACACUAUGCAUGUAUGGUGGAUAUUCUUGGCCGAAAUGGAAGAUUGAAGGAAGCUGAAAGAUUUAUUAGUAGUAUGCCUAUUGAACCAGAUGCUUUAGUAUGGGGGACUUUGCUUGCUGCUUGUAAAGUACAUGGAGAUGUUGAAAUUGGAAAAUUAGCAGCCGAAAAGUUUAUUGAAUUGGAGUCAUCAUCAGAUGUAGGUUAUGUAGCUAUUUCAAACAUAUGUGCUGAUUUUGGCCUAUGUGAAAAAGUCUCGAAGAUCAGAAAUGAGAUGAAAGGUACUAGGAUUAAGAAACAGUCAGGAUGGAGUUAUGUAUAACGCUUAAUAGUUAAUAGAGGGAUUCUUUUUAGUAGCGUAUAUACAAAAUUUUGGCAGCGUAUGUGCACCACUAUUUUUGUUUCAGUGGUCAUCUCAAUACCACAUACAAGCUCUACAACCGCUUACAGUGAAUGCAGUAUU
Erigeron canadensis is the source of this 2811-nucleotide messenger RNA. RefSeq names its product pentatricopeptide repeat-containing protein At1g74600, chloroplastic. The record is from RefSeq and is a predicted model, not a curated record. Gene Ontology annotation, molecular function: RNA binding; protein binding. Gene Ontology annotation, biological process: RNA modification. NCBI's taxonomy places the organism in Eukaryota, Viridiplantae, Streptophyta, Magnoliopsida, Asterales, Asteraceae. Bases 1 to 2670 code for a protein of 889 amino acids. The transcript has a single exon.